This is a messenger RNA of Caretta caretta (loggerhead turtle), 3524 nucleotides long. RefSeq names its product synaptophysin-like protein 1. The record is from RefSeq and is a predicted model, not a curated record. Lineage: Eukaryota; Metazoa; Chordata; Testudines; Cheloniidae. Gene Ontology annotation, cellular component: synaptic vesicle; synaptic vesicle membrane.
GGGGUUUGGUGAGGUCAGCGCGCGCGCGUAUCCGGGGAAUGGAGCGCGUGAGUCAGAAAAUGUCCGGCCUCCAGCUCAACCUGGGCCCCGUGAAGGAGCCACUGGGGUUCAUCAAGGUCCUGCAGUGGAUUUUUUCUAUCUUUGCUUUUGCCACCUGUGGAGGGUACAGUGGCCAUACCUCCAUUAAAGUCAGCUGUUGGGACGUUAAAAAUGAGACCCUUGAGGCGGCUUUUGGCUAUCCGUUCCGGCUGAACAAUGUGUUGUUCAAAGACCUGGAUUCCAAACUAUGUAACAACACAUGGAUCCAGACCCACCUCGUGGGCGACUUCUCCUCCUCGGCCCAGUUCUUUGUCACCUUCGCUGUCUUUGUCUUCCUCUACUGCAUGGCGGCGCUGGUGCUGUACGUGGGGUAUCUGCACCUUUACCGUGGCGCUGGCAAGCUGCCCAUGAUCGACUUUGUGAUCACCAUGUUGGUCGCGCUUCUCUGGCUGAUCAGCACUUCGGCUUGGGCCAAAGCUCUGACUGACAUCAAAGUAUCCACCGGGCCUGGGAUGUUGUCGGAAAUAGCCUUCUGCCUUUUGCCCCAAAAUUCCUGCCUGUUCGGUGAAGUGAGCAGCAUGGGCUCCCUCAACGUGUCCGUGGUUUUCGGCUUCCUGAACCUCAUUCUGUGGGCAGGCAAUGCUUGGUUCGUGUAUAAGGAAACCAACUUGCACAAUCCCCCAGAAGCUCCGGCCCCAGGCAGCGCUCCGGCUCACGCAGGAAUGUAAAUGGCCUCGCUGGGACGCACCAGGCCACGCACGACCCCUCCGCCUCAACUUGGCAUCAGCACGACUCAUCUGUCUAAUUGUAGUCACCGUUUCAACCACCUGGGGGCGGGUGGGGAUUGCAGAUACAGCUCGGCUUUCAAUUGCGAGCAGGUGCCUUUGAGUUUUGAAGGCAGCGGUGCUUUGGCAGGGUGUGAUGGUGGUAGGUUGGUUUUGUUUUGUUUUUUGCUUUAUUCUUCCGAAAUAUUACCCUGGGUGUUGGCAAGGGAGAGGGGCAGCUUCUUCGUGAGAAUGGCGGCCCGGCAAAAUAUCCAUAGCAUCUAGCGCAGUGGUUCUCAAACUUUUGUAUUGGUGACUCCUUUCACCUCUGAGUGCAACCCCCCCCCUUUAUAAAUUCAAAAUACUUUUUUGUAUAUUUAACACCAUUGUAAAUGGUGGAGGCGAAGCGGGCCUUGGGGUGGAGGCUCACAGCUCGCAAUCCCCCAUGUAAUAACCUCAUGAGCCCCUGCGGGGCCAUGACUCCGUUUGAGACCCCCUGGUCUGGGGUCCUAGCCCUCGGCUGGCGUGACCCAGCAGCGCUCUGCUGAACCGAAUAGUGCUGUCGGUGGCAGAUUGGCACGAAGCUAUUGAUUGCAGAGAGGGCUGGUGCAGCAAGUGACUGAUCGCAGAGAGAGCGAUCUGUUGGCUAGCUGUAAUCGGUAGAUCUGUGCUAAUUGGGAUAGAUCUAGAGCACGUUGAUACUGAGAUGCACACGCAGAUCGCUGCUGAUUUCUCUCAGCUGAGUGGCUGGCCCUGCAUUUCAAGAAGUGCUUUUUGUCUUUUCUGCCCCUCUGAUGGGGGAGGAUUUGUAUCAGGGGCUCAUGGUGGCGGGGCCGGGGGCGGAAACUGCGUUUGAAAUACACUACUCUCACUUUGUACAUGACACACACCACUUCUCUUGAUUUGAAAACCUGCAUUAGCCCCAGGCUUCCUCUGUAAUCGGCCCGAACCGAUUCUUCGUUGCAAAAGUGAGUUUUGGAAUCCCAGCGUUCACUCCCCCAGGGCAGAGCCGGUCGGGAGGUGAUUUUUGGCAAACCGUUUUUCCCCACUGAAAAAUGCAGACUCAUCGAAAUGGAAACUUUUUCGAGUUGGGAGAUUUGUCCAAAACGAGCUGGAUACGCCACAGUCUGGGUUUGGAGGAAUCUCCUGAGGUGGAAAAUGUAUCAAGGGCAGAAAGUUUAUCAAUUGUCCAUGCGUCAGCAUGAAAAGGGUUGGGGGUUUUGAGUCGACAUUUUUGGUUUGAAAUUUUAGUAAGAGUGGGCUUAAAAAGAGCUGACCGCAAAACAACGCUCCUUAAAAUCAUGGAAAUGAAAUGUUUUGAGCCCAGCUGAAAUUUUUUCUGGCUUUUUGCCAAAAUUGUCACGAGCUGGGGUUUUUCAUCCCAGAUCAGGAGAGGAAAAUUUCUUAAUCUCAAAAAUUCCCCCCCUCGCUCUAUGAAUCUGAACAGAGGUUUGGAGAGUGGUACUGCAUUUUUAUUUUUGGUUCAGUCACUCUUGUAUAUUUCCCCUCCUGCUAUCAGCUUCUAGGCUUCCCAGCCAGUGCUGGCUUUUAGCAGACGUUUUCCCCGGAGUUUGGCCAUCACACCUGGCUCAUUUGAACGGGCCCCGCGUCUCUCUGCCUGCAAGUAAAAUCUCCUUUGCGUUUAGUUCUGUUUUGUGCUACGUGGCUGCUUCCAAGAUGUACGCCCUGCAGAGCAAAAGCCUUCUCCGCUUUUUUCUCAGCGGGAGACGAGAAAUCCACCUCUGAAGUUCAUUGCGUUUGAGUCUGAUUGGUAGACAAUGAAACUAUGGAAGGAAGCUAAACCUGGCAGAACCUCAAGCAGUGUAGAUUAAAAUAACUCCACAGUGAGUGCCAGUUUAGACCUGUGGGAAUCUCACUUUGCUAGCCGUCCUUUCCCGUUCGCUUGGCGUCAGAUGUUGCAGAAAUUUGUGAGCAGAGUUAAGGGGGCUCCAGCUCAACCCCCAGAUCUGGGCUGGCAGCAGAGAUCCAUGCGGGCCAUUCUCUGGCCUCUGCUAUGCAGGAGGUCAGACUGGACGACCAGCUGAAUUAAGAGCCGGUUGAAAAAUUUUCCGCUAAAUGGUUUUCAGUUGGAAAAUGUGAUUUGCCUGAAAUGGAAUUUAUUUUUGGCGAAAUUGUCGUGAUUUUGGGGACAGCGUUUAGAUUAACAAAACACCGAGGGCAGUUUUGCAAAGAGCAAAACCUGUUUGGUCACGUCACAAAAUUUCCCUUCGCCGUUUUGAAGCAACAUAUUCUUUUGCAAUACGUGUGUGAGACUGGACAAAAGCCCAAGGUCAGAAUCGUUUGGCGCAAGCUCAAAUGAGUUCUGCGCCCAGUAUUUCAUUGUGUGAAGAAUUUGGAAAUCUUGGCUUUGGGAGAGAGGGGAGGGAAGUGAAAGUUUGAAAAUUUUUGCAGGAGGGAAAAAUCUCUACCAACCAGCCCUUAUGUCUGUGAUCCAACGUUUCACUUUGCCUGUGGCAAAGGGGCCAGGCUGUGGGAUGGGCUCGGUUGUGAUGCAGAUGCGCGUGGGAUUCUUUCACCCUGCUUUUGUCGCUGGUUUGUAUUUGCCUGGGAUCAAGGUUCAAAGCUCGGCUUUAAGGUCAUGACAGGUGGAAGCUGGGCCUGGCUUUUCAUUUUUUUUAUUUACCCUUUUUCUUAUGAAUUGUUCGAGAAAUAUGUAUGUCCUGUAUGCCACCGACUUGAUAAUAAAAACCAAUUAUCUCA